Molecule: messenger RNA, 1357 nt
Organism: Schistocerca nitens (vagrant locust)
Lineage: Eukaryota; Metazoa; Arthropoda; Insecta; Orthoptera; Acrididae
Gene: Rsph4a
Product: radial spoke head protein 4 homolog A
Exons: 8
Coding region: 1-1278 (425 amino acids)
Biological process (GO): axoneme assembly; cilium assembly; cilium movement involved in cell motility
Cellular component (GO): axoneme; radial spoke
Source: RefSeq, a predicted model, not a curated record
AUGGAGACAGAAGAUGAUGAGGAGGGAGCAGGUGACAAAAGGAUGGAUCUUUUGGAACUUCAAUACUACUUUGAGCAAGCAGGGGCAGGAAUAUCAAAAAAUGAAAUGUUCUGCACAUCAGCAGCACUUUACAACUUGGGUCAACGAGAAAUAAUAAAGAAGUACAGGUUCUGGGGAAAGAUAUUUGGUCUUGAAAAGAAUUACAUCAUUGCUGAGGUGGAGCUAACAGAAGAGGAGACUACGCAACGCAUUGAGCUAGGAGAAGAAGGUGAAGAAGGUGAAGAAGAAGGUGAAGAGGAGGAAGAAAAAAUUAAACUCAAACCUGCACCAAAGAUACCACGACCACCUAAAUCCAUGUAUAAGAAGCCACCUGAUGUGCCACCAGAAAAAAUAGGUGAAGGCACAAAUCAAAAGGUCUACUUUGUUUGUAAUAGACCUGGGGAAGAAUGGAUAGAAUUACCCAAUGUUACACCCCAACAAAUUACUACUGCUCGUCAAAUUAGAAGAUAUUUCACAGGAAAUCUGGAUACAGAGAUGUUUACAUAUCCACCAUUCCCUGGAAAAGAGAUUAAUUAUCUUCGAGCACAGAUUGCUCGUAUAUCUGCAGGAACUCAGAUCUCUCCACUUGGAUUCUAUAAUUUUGGAGAGGAUGAGGAAGAAGAAGUUGAAGAAGAAGAAGGAGAGGAAAGGAUCCCUGUUCCAAAUGCAGCUUUUGAGCCAGUGCCUUUAAGAGAUCUUCUCGAUCCAAGCAUGUCCUUCUGGGUCCAUCACGGAAGGCACAUAUUGAAGCAAGGCCGGACGAAAUGGUGGAAUCCAAAGCAAAAGUCAGAGGAUGAGGAAGAAGCAGAGGAAGAAGAAGAAGAGGAAGAAGUAGAACCAGAAGUAGGACCUCCAAUGUUCACACCCCUUUCAGAGGAUGCGGCAUUAGAAACUAUGCCUGCUUGGAGUGUUCGAAUAGGAUCUCAAAUUGUUAAAGAUACAGCCAUUGCCUUUGUUCGUUCAAAUUUAUGGCCUGGUGCAUUUGCUUUUGCAGCAGGCAGGAAAUCUGACAAUAUUUAUUUGGGAUGGGGCCACAAAUAUGUUGCUCAUAACUAUUCUCCUCCUGGGAUGGAGUCUAUUCAAACAGAAUACCCCCUUGGACCAGAAAUAAUGGAAAUUGAGGACCCAUCUGUAGAACAAGAAGAAGCAUGGAGACUGGCUCGCGAGAAAAAGAAGGCUCGACCCGAAGAAGAAGAAGAAGAGGAAGAGGAAGGAGAGGAGGAAGAAGAUGAAGAUUAGAAUAUCUGUGACAACUGUAUUUUUUACUCAUCAUUAUUAUUUCCACUUUUGUUCUUUUAUAUAUUUUAUUUCAUGUCUU